Lichtheimia ornata is the source of this 234-nucleotide messenger RNA. RefSeq lists its product as uncharacterized. Lineage: Eukaryota; Fungi; Mucoromycota; Mucoromycetes; Mucorales; Lichtheimiaceae. The transcript has a single exon. Bases 1 to 234 code for a protein of 77 amino acids. The record is from RefSeq and is a predicted model, not a curated record.
AUGAGACUCUGUAUCGAUUAUCGCGCUCUCAAUGCAGUGACACGUCGCAAUGCCCAUCCCUUACCACGAAUUGAUGAAUGUCUCGAACGUCUUGGUGGUGCAAAUGAUUCUUCUCCAGCAUCGACCUCAAGAGUGGUUACCAUCAAGUACGAAUCCGACCUGAAGAUGUUCCAAAAACGGCCUUCAACACAAGAUACGGUGCAUGGCAAUGGAAAGUGCUCCCUUUUGGAUUGA